AUGAAGUGGGCAUUCUCUCUCUUCUUCCUUGCAGUCUUCGUCUCCAUUGCUCUGCAUGUUCAUCGAGUCAGCGGAGAUGCAAAAAUUUCGAAGACCAUCAAUGUCAAUCUCGAUGGUACAGGAGAUUUCAAGACCAUCCAAGAGGCCAUUGGUUCAGUGCCUGCGAACAAUGGGGAAUGGAUACGGAUUCAUAUCUCGGCAGGAGUUUCAUGCAGGGAGAAGGUGUACGUACAAGAACAUCGCGGGUUCAUCCUACUGGAAGGGGAUGGGCGUGAGAACACAGUGAUUGAGUGGGCGGACUAUGCCGGCGAUGCCGAGAAGCAUGAUACCGUCUCCUCUGCCACCUUCACAUCGCGUGCCCACAAUUUUGUCGCUAAAAAGAUUACUUUCAAGAAUAGUGCAGGCGCUGUAGGGCCAGCAGUGGCAGCUAUGAUACGAGGGAACCAUUCCGCUAUCUACGACUGUGGCUUCAUUGGCCUCCAGGACACACUUUACGAUCAAAGGGGACUGCACUACUACAAAGAUUGCUACAUUGAGGGCGCAGUUGACUUCAUAUUUGGAGACGGCCAAUCUAUCUAUGAGGGAUGCACCAUAUAUACAAAACACCAAUCUGGCUUUGUGACGGCUCAGCAAAGACAAGGCCCUACCGAGGGGAAUGGGUUUGUCUUCAGGUACUGUAAUGUGACUGGGACUCAGAAAGCCGAGUUAGGUAGAGCAUGGGGACCUUAUGCGCGGGUUAUAUUUUAUGAAACGUUCAUGUCGGACAUUGUGAAUCCUGAAGGGUGGAAUGCUUGGAACUCCAAGGAGGAAGAUUUAACUUUUGUGGAAUUCAGAUGCACUGGACCCGGAUCAAAUACAUCACACCGGGUGAAUUGGAUGAAGAAAUUAAGUCCUGCAAAGCUGAAGAAAUUUACUGACAUAACAUAUAUUGACAGUGAAGGAUGGAUUAGCGCACAGCCUUAAUUUUAAUUGUAUUCAAACUGAUAUCUAAAAUGGAAUAUGUCUGAUGUAAGCUAUCACCUUACGUCGUUGCAAGUACUCUCUCCCUCUUUGUUCGAUCGAUCACUGCAGGUUAUGAUGACAUCUUCUUGUCUAGAAAUUUAAUAAAAGCAAACGUUCUAUUA
Molecule: messenger RNA, 1124 nt
Organism: Phoenix dactylifera (date palm)
Lineage: Eukaryota; Viridiplantae; Streptophyta; Magnoliopsida; Arecales; Arecaceae
Source: RefSeq, a predicted model, not a curated record